AUGGCUCGUCCAUUUCAAGUUCCCUACGAACCGGAGUAUGAGACGCUUACAUCUCCCAGCACAAAUACUCCAGUGGCACCACAAGCCCGCGGCGAAACUCCAAUUUCGUUCAAAACGAAUGUUAACCGCGCAAAGACCAAGCGUUGGGUGGAGGCGAAGAAAUAUUCGUACGACGGGAAUGACUGGGGUGACGAUGAGUACGAGGAAUACGACGAUGAGCCGCUACCGAUGCCCCAGCCGGCAAACUUCAGCCAGAGCACCAACGACCUGUCUAGAAUAGCUCCUCGGGAUCCGUCGAGGCCCCCGCUACCCAGCAUGGACCGAUCACGUUCAAUGGAUCAGGUGGCAACGCUCGGUGUAGGACCUGCUGAAAGUCGCAGUCGGUCGGCAGACCGCAAUGCUGUCGAGGGCACUGCGGGCAGUGCUCCCUCGAACAAGCCUCUGCCUUUCGUGCGCCCUGCCGACAUCUACAAACGCAUGCAAGAGAGACGCCAGCAGUCGCCAGACACCCCUCGGAAUGACAGUCCCUCCGGUCUGGGCCGUUCCCAUCCAGAGCCUGUCUCUACGUCUCAGCUGCCUGCCACCGCGGACCACGAACUUCAACUGGGGCCGGGAUCCAAUGCGUCGAAGGAUGGCUGUCACGGCAAGGUCGACGACUCAAGUGCCACUCCAAGAACCGCGCCUGGUGCCGCAAGCCUUGAGCUUCCCGAUUUUAAGCGACUUUCUGGCUUCGACGCUGACUUUUUGGCUUCCGAUUCGAGCGUGCAGAAAGAGCAGAGCUCCGACCCUCAACAAACCCAUCAGCUGCAGCACAACCCGUCGCUGGGGUUCCGUUCAGUUGUACACCAAGCAUUCGACGUUCCCGACACUCCAAGCACCACUGUCGACAGCGUUGCACGAUCCAAUAGUGACAGCACGUCGGUCAUCAGUCCCAUCAUUGGUGCUCGCGGUCCGAACGAAGAAAAGACGCCAACAAUCGUGGAGGAGCCCGGUGAAAUCUCAACACCGAAAGACACCAACGACCAGGCCAUGUUAUUUAAGCCUGGUCAUCGUCGAGAUCUUAGCCUUCCCAGCCCAGGUAACAGCCCUUCGAGGAAACCGAUUAUCAAUAACAGCGCCGAGGCAACUCCUCCGUCUGUGCUGGCAGAGAUGUCGUCGGAGACGCCUUCAGACUCCCCUCGAGACAGCUCCUCUUCGUUCCACCAGCCACUGCCACAUAGAGCCUCUGUGCUACUGCCUCAGACUGGUUCCGACAGGGAUCUACCAGCGCCCCUCAACUUUGGCGCAAACCCGCCUGCCGAUUCCCCCAUCAAAAGCCAUGAAGAGAUUCCAGUUAUCAUCCCUUCGAACAGCGCAGAAACUUCGCCUCAGGACACCGAGAGUGAUCGGUUGAGAAAGGAGAUAAUUCGCUCCUUGAGCCGAGAAACCACGCCUUCAGCGGAAACAGAGCAGCAAAAUCCUAUCAGACCACAGACUGCUCGACAAGACACAGAGAUCAGUCAACAAGACAGUCUGAUCCCCAGUGAAUACGAAAGAUAUUGGAGCGAGCAAGUCGAAUCAAGCCCUCAGGAUUUAAAGCCGCCAGCCCCUGUCUACGGUGCUUCUCAGAAUGUUCCGCAGCAGGAUCUGUACUCCACUUCGCCUAUGAGCGAUCCGGCACCAGCUGCUCCUGCUCAGCCUACUUCAGAACCUAAGUUGAAACGACGGUUCUCGUGGGAAUCGUCAUCCUCGGAGGAGGUACCUCCCGUGGAAUUUCAGGCGGCCUCGCCGUCGGCUAUCCCAAUUCCAGGACAAUUCCCUUUGGCAAACGAUACGACCGAGCUAGCGCCAGAGACUGUCCCCAACGAGACGGAGAUGGCAACAAAUAGAGACCUCCAGCAGACGCCUGAGAAGCCUAAACUCACCCUAGUGACUCCUGCUGCCAUGGAAAAUAGCAGCGACUCGAAUGAAAGCUACCUGCCCGAAGUUAUCAAUCGUCAAAGUAUGGAGCAGCGAUCCCCCUUGCCUGAGCCCAAGAUGCCGCCCACGGUUGAGCCGACGUUAUUGGGCUUCCGUGACAUUAUGGGUAUUCAAUCUUCCGAUGAGCGAGUGCGAGCUUUUGACCGGACACGCGACCAGUUCACGACAAUCGAUACUGGUUUGAAGAAUUGGUUACAGGUGGUGAUUCGUGCCCAUCCGGAGCACAUGGAUGUUGUUGAGCAGAGCAUGAAGGCUCCCUCUGUCGAGCCUAAAGCGGUCGUAUCCAAGGGGAAAUUCCCGAAGCUGUCGUCUCUUGGGCACUUCACCUCGUCGAACCAAGAUGGCCCUCCGCCUGGAUCGGGCCACGUACGACGUCCAUCUGCCCCGCUUGGUUCGAUAAUGAACAAACAACAGGUCGAGCAACGCGGAAAGGACCUGUUACAUACGGCGGGAGCCCUGGGCGGCCGAGCAGGCGAGGCCGCCAAGGGUUUCUUCGCCAAGGGCAGAAAUAAGCUGAAAAGAGGAGAGACAGACAAGGGAUUCCACCGGGUGCGCGGUUAUCGCAGAGAAAUCCAGCUUUCAGACUUUCAAUCUGCCAUAGACCAAAAUGAGGCUGAGACGAUGACUCUCAAGCGGAAUGCUGUGCAGUUUGCGAGUUUACCCAUCAUCAGAAGGGCUGGAGACCUGGUCGAGUCGACGCAACUGCGCUGGGAUGUAGAGCCACAGCAGGCAGCGGCAAGUGAGAGUAGACGACGAAGUGCUGAUGAUAUCAAUAUAGCAUUUUUACAUCGCCAAAUGAAUACCCAGGGACGUAUACUUAGAAAGCCAUUGCCCAGUGAGAUGAUGGUAAGCUCGCAUUCCACGGCGCUGUCGAGCUCUUCUGCCUUACAGGCUCCGUUACCCAGCAUUUUGAGAAGAAAAACAGUGUCGACGAUGACAAAGAUAGAUCGAAAGCCUCUAAAAGGCGACGAUAAGCGCCGAUUCCCUGUCAAUGCAACCGUAGCGACAUACUAUUGUGUGGAUUCGAACUGUGGAAAAGAGGCUGGCCUUGCACAAGCAACCGCCAAGCCACAGGAACGAGGUGAAUUGUUGACGGCUCCAUACCAGAAUGCUACAUUUUAUUCUGGGCUCAGCGACAAGAUCACCAAUAAAAAUGCGAUCAACGAUGGAAAGGUAAGUCCUUGUGAUGCAGAAGACGCAGAAGCACCGCCACCUGCGGGCGCUCAUCUUCUAGGCCGUGUUUGGCGGGGCUUAGAGCCAUCCCCGGUCGACCUUGCAACUAGUACAAGGCUCUCUGUUCCACCUCCUCUUCAUUGCAUAAGCACUCCCCCCAUCUCCUCGCUGGGCACAUUGGAGGCGUAUUCGGGCCUGCAGCCAUCAUCCGGGCUGGGACUGGCACGGCCGUCCCAAUCUCCAAGUGCAAGAGCAGAGAUUAGUCUUAAUCUUAUUGGCGUCGGUCAACCCGAAAAUCUUAAUCCCAGCAACAUGCUGGGUCCCGCGAAUCAGAUGCCUGUUCCUAGUGUUGCUGGCACGGCUACCACUCCGAGUCCUGGCCUCAGCCGUUGGUAUGCUGGGAGGAGCCGCUUGAGCAGCGAUGAGGCUGAAAUUUUCACUCACUCCAGAGGCGUCAGCCAUUCGUCUGAGACCCCUGGUUUUCCUUAUGAAUCCGGCUCUGUCGCUGGCUCAAGCAGCCCGCGGACGGGUUCAAACGCACAGGUCUCGCAGGAUGACCUCUUUGACGCUGAUCUGGCUGCAAGAGGAUCGCCUCAACGGAACCAAGCAUCUCCCCAGAGCAAACCGCCCACGGAGAUGUUUAGGUUGUUCAGACGGAAUCGGGGUCCCUCGUUCUCUGAUGAGCCUUCGCCCAAAACUGACCGGUCGCGUCGCGGCGCUUUUGAUAGGCUGGGUGCAUGGUUCGGUCGUUCUCAACAGCAACAGCAAAAUAAGACUCAGGCGCAUGGACGUGCUCCCGAGUCGUCUGUUGCGCAGACAAUGGAAUGGCUUCGUCCGGUGUCCUCGCAUCCAGCACCGGGACAUACACGCUUCUACUCAGACGACCAGACUGGUCGUGGUCGGCGCCGAUCAAACGUGGAGAGUCAGACUUCGUUCGAGGGACAACAUCCACCGCCAGAGGGAUACUUUGCGCCCGAAUCCUUCUCUCGCUUCAGGCGCUCGCCCCGGGCCUCCAAGAGCAGUCAGCAGUUAGCAGCGGCAGCAUCAGCUUCUCUAUCUCAGCAACCUGACAGCCGGCUCGCUCCCCCAGAUAGACUGCCUUCACCUGCAGGCUCCUUUUCAUAUAGCGGCAGAGUCUCCCCCCAAUCACCACCACCUCCUGCUCCCCCUCCACACCUCCAACUCUAUUACCAACAACAACCGAUGACACUACCACCAAGCCCUCAUCAUUCCCAACUCUCUCCACAACUCUCUCCACCCCCACAUCUCACCUCUCCCAUCCCCCAAGCUAUCCCCCGCACGCCACCCUCCCGCGGCCGCAGCGUCGACCGCGCCUACGCCCAAGACCUCCACCUCCGCUCCCGCAGCCCCAAGACCUUCCCCCCACGGCCCGAAGAACGCAGCUACCCAAGCACCGACACCUCCGACCCAGCCAACAACCUAGGAACCUUCCGCAGCAACCCACGCACCAGCCGCAUCGGCGACCAGGAACUCCCCUGGAAACUCACGCUGCCAAGCGACUCGGACGAGGAGCACGCCGCCGGCGCGACCGCGACCGAGGGGGAGAGAAGUUGGCUGGAGAGUACCACGCAGCGGCUCCUGCAGUCGUCGCGGCUGCCGACCUACGAGGAGGACUCGGAGGUACACGGGCAGCCGCAGCAGCCUGUUGUUCCGGAUGAGAAGGCUGCGACGGACCAGAGCGGGGACCAGAAUCGUGAGCAAGUGCAAGGGCAAGACCAAGCGCAAGCGCAGAGCCAGCACCAUCCGCACCGCGGCGAGGCGAGGGCAGUCAAUGCCGACGAUGCACCGGUGGAACUGCCAGUGCAGUGGGAUGACGACUCGGGCGAGGAGAUCACCAUGUCGAGUACGGCGUACCCGGGGCAGGAAUGGAGACCGUUGGGGUUCUCCGGGUGGGAAUACUAG
This is a messenger RNA of Aspergillus pseudoviridinutans, 5055 nucleotides long. RefSeq lists its product as uncharacterized. The record is from RefSeq and is a predicted model, not a curated record. The coding region runs from base 1 to 5055 and encodes 1684 amino acids. NCBI's taxonomy places the organism in Eukaryota, Fungi, Ascomycota, Eurotiomycetes, Eurotiales, Aspergillaceae. The transcript is spliced from 5 exons.